Molecule: messenger RNA, 808 nt
Organism: Neopsephotus bourkii (Bourke's parrot)
Lineage: Eukaryota; Metazoa; Chordata; Aves; Psittaciformes; Psittacidae
Gene: CLN3
Product: CLN3 lysosomal/endosomal transmembrane protein, battenin
Exons: 11
Biological process (GO): regulation of intracellular pH; lysosome organization
Cellular component (GO): lysosome; membrane
Source: RefSeq, a predicted model, not a curated record
UGACCCCGCAGCGAUGGCGGACGACGAGGAGGAGCCGCUGCUGCCGCCGGCGGAGCCCCCCCCGGACCCCCCAAGUGCCCCAUGGAGGAAUGGAGCCGCCUUCUGGCUCCUGGGGCUCUGUAACAACCUCCCCUAUGUGCUGAUGCUGAGCGCGGCGCGGGACAUCGUGGAGCUCCAGCAGGGGGCGCCGGUGCCCCAUAGCAACAGCUCCCGCUAUGACUGCAACCAGCUCUCGACAGGGGCCGUGCUCCUCGCCGACGUCCUCCCCUCGCUGCUCAUGAAGCUCCUGGCGCCGCUCGCACCCCAUUGGCUGAGCUAUGACCGUCUCAUUGGCCAGCGCCGCCUCGGGGCUGGGGGAGGUGACGCUGCUGACGCUGGCGGCCGCCUACCCCACGGGAGGUCUCUGGGGCUGGGCCUCGGGCACGGGCGCCGCCGGGCUCUGGGGGGCGCUGUGGGGGGGGGCGGGGCUGGGGGCGGGGCUUGGCCUCUCCCGCGCCCUCCUCCCCGCGGCCGCGCUGCCAAUGGGAACCGCGCUCAGGGGGCCCUGCCGGACGCGAUCCCAUUGGCUGUCGUUUACUUCGCCGAGUACUUCAUUAACCAGGGGGUGCUGGACCUCUUGUACUUCCCCACAUCCUCCCUGACCCACAACGACCAGUACCGGUGCCUCGUGCUGAACGCCGCGCUCCUAUUGGCUGCCGUCCUGGUGCCGUUCCUGCCCGCGGUGGGCGUGGCCUUCGCCCUCGUGCUGUGGGAGGGGCUUGUGGGGGGCGCGGCCUAUGGGGGAGCCUUCCUGCUGGUGGGGCAGAGG